Messenger RNA from Ananas comosus (pineapple), 4104 nucleotides. RefSeq names its product structural maintenance of chromosomes protein 2-1-like. Gene Ontology annotation, biological process: chromosome organization. The record is from RefSeq and is a predicted model, not a curated record. NCBI's taxonomy places the organism in Eukaryota, Viridiplantae, Streptophyta, Magnoliopsida, Poales, Bromeliaceae. The transcript is spliced from 21 exons. Bases 130 to 3657 code for a protein of 1175 amino acids. Gene Ontology annotation, molecular function: ATP hydrolysis activity; protein binding; ATP binding. Gene Ontology annotation, cellular component: chromosome.
AAAAUCCCGCCAUUUCCCGCCCUCUACCCCCAGGAGCUAGGGUUUCCUCCCACUUCCCUCCCCCGCUAGGGUUCCGAUCUCCGAAACCCUAGAGAGAUCGAUCGAGAGAGAGAGGGAGAGGGAGAGGAGAUGUACGUCAAGGAGAUAUGCUUGGAAGGGUUCAAGUCGUACGCGACGCGCACGGUGGUGUCGGGGUUCGACCCCUUCUUCAACGCCAUCACGGGGCUCAACGGCUCCGGCAAGUCCAACAUCCUCGACUCCAUCUGCUUCGUCCUCGGCAUCACCAACCUCCAGCAGGUCCGCGCCACCAACCUCCAGGAGCUCGUCUACAAGCAGGGCCAGGCCGGGAUCACCAAGGCCACCGUCUCCAUCGUCUUCGACAACUCCGACCGCAGCCGCAGCCCCCUCGGCUACGAGGAUUGCCCCGAGAUCACCGUCACCCGACAGAUUGUUAUCGGAGGAAGGAACAAGUAUCUCAUCAAUGGGCAUGCUGCUCAGCCUUCUCGUGUUCAGACCCUUUUCCAUUCUGUACAGCUUAAUGUUAACAACCCACACUUCCUUAUAAUGCAAGGACGUAUCACAAAAGUCCUGAACAUGAAACCUCCUGAAAUUCUAUCGAUGCUAGAAGAGGCGGCCGGCACAAGAAUGUAUGAAAUGAAAAAGGAAUCAGCUCUGAAGACGCUUGAGAAAAAGCAAAGCAAAGUAGAUGAGAUUGAUAAGCUCCUCGACCAAGAAAUCCUGCCUGCUCUGGAGAAGCUCAGGAAAGAACGAAUGCAGUACAUGCAGUGGGCCAAUGGGAAUGCGGAAUUAGAGCGUCUGAAAAGAUUCUGCAUUGCUUAUGAGUUUGUUCAGGCGGAGAAGGUACGCGAUAGUGCGGACAAUGAGGUCGGACAAGUUAAGGUGAAGAUUACUGAGCUUAAUGAUAGUACAGAAAGGUUAAAAACUGACAUACAGGAGAUGGACAAGAAAAUUUCCAGUUUGACUGCUGAGAAGGAAGCAAAAUUGGGCGGCGAGAUGAAGUCUUUGUCUGACAAAGUGGAUGCUCUAUCCCGAUCUCUUGUCAAGGAAGCUUCUGUGAUGAAUAAUCAAGAGGAAACUGUGAAGACAGAGAAAAAGGCUGCUGAAAAGAUUGUGAAAAGUAUUGAGGACAUCAAAAGAUCAAUAGUGGAGAGGGAUUCUGCUGUAAAAAAAGCAGAAGAUGAUGCAUCCGAUCUUAAGAAUCGAGUGGAAAAUCUAUCUAAAAAUUUGGAUGAGUGUGAGAAAGAAUAUCAGGGUGUGCUAGCUGGUAAGAGCAGCGGAAAGGAAGAUAAAUGCCUUGAAGAUCAACUGAGGGAUGCCAAAGCUGCCGUUGGUGAUUCAGAAUCAGAAUUGAAGCAACUGAAGACAAAAAUAAGCCAUUCUGAGAGAGAGCUGAAAGAGAAAAAAGCGCAAUUGAUUUCCAAAUGUGAUGAAGCUGCUGCAGUUGAGAGUGAGCUGAAUGUUAGAAAGAAAGAUUUGGAAGAAGUUAAAGCAUCCAUGGAAUCAAUUAGAUAUGAAGAAGGGCAGAUGGAAUCAUUGCAAAAGGAGCGCUUUGUUGAGCUAGAAGCCAUUGAGAAACUGAAAGGUGAAAUCCGUGUCCUUUCAGGACAGUUAGCAAAUGUUCACUUCACCUACCGUGACCCUGUUAAGAAUUUCGACAGAUCAAAAGUCAAAGGAGUUGUGGCAAGGCUUAUUAAAGUAAAAGAUAGUUCCACAGCAACAGCCUUGGAGGUUGCUGCUGGAGGUAAGCUAUAUAAUGUUGUUGUUGACACAGAAACUACUGGAAAACAAUUGCUCCAACAUGGGGAUCUGCGAAGAAGAGUAACAAUCAUACCAUUAAAUAAAAUCCAGACAAACAUAGUACCUCAGAGGGUUCAGCAAGCAGCAGAUAGACUGGUUGGCAAGGGUAAUGCACAAUUGGCUUUAAUGUUGGUUGGGUAUGAUGAUGAAGUAAAGAAUGCAAUGGCUUACGUGUUUGGUUCAACAUUUGUUUGCCGAAGUACUGAUGCAGCUAAGGAGGUGGCCUUCAAUCGAGAAAUCAGUACCCCUAGUGUGACUUUCGAAGGUGACAUUUUUCAGCCUAGUGGCCUUUUAACUGGUGGCAGUCGAAGAAGUGGUGGCGAAUUAUUAAGGCAACUUCAUGCUUUAGCUGCUGCUGAAUCAGAGCUGUGUGUUCAUGAGAAGAGAUUAUCUGCAAUUGAUGAAAAGAUUGCUAUGCUCUUGCCUCUUCAGAAAAAUUAUGAGAAGUUGAAAUCUCAGUUUGAGCUCAAAUCAUAUGAUCUUUCAUUGUUCCAGGGCAGAGCUGAGCAAAAUGAACACCACAAGUUAGGUGAGAUAGUGGGGAAGCUAGAGCAAGAGCUUGAAGAGGCAAAACUGUUAGCGAAAGAGAAGCAAACUCGGUACAAGAAUUGCAUUUCCACUGUUUCAGCACUUGAGAAGGCUAUCGGUGAGCACGGCAAUCAACGCGAGUUUAAGCUCAAAGAUCUAGAUAAGAGGAUCAAGUCAUUGAAAUCUGAUUUGCAAUCAGCAAGAAAGUUACUUAAGGGUCAUGAAAGUGAGAGGGAAAAGCUAGUUAUGGAGAAGGAUGCUGUCAAUGAGGAGCUUGCUAUGCUGGAAAAUCAAUUGGCUGCUUCGGAAUCUCAGAUUAAUGCUCUUUCUCAAGCAUUGGAUGAACAAAAGUGCAAGGUUAGUUCAAUAAAGCGGGAAUAUGAUCAAGCUGAAUCAGCGCUUAACUUAAGUCGUUCAAAUCUGAAAGAAUGUGAUUCACAGUUAAGUGCCAUGGCCAAAGAGCAGCAAAAACUACAACAGCAACUCAGUGAUGCUAAUGUUGAAAGGAAAAAGAUGGAGAAUGAGGUAAAACGAAUGGAACUAGAACAAAAAGAUUGCUCGCUAAAGGUAGAUAAGCUACUCGAGAAAUAUGGUUGGAUCGCAGCAGAGAAACAAUUGUUUGGCAAAAAUGGAACUGACUAUGAUUUCACAUCUCGCGAACCUUAUAAAGCAAGGGAAGAACUUGAUAUGUUGCAAGCCGAACAGGCAAGCCUUGAGAAGAGGGUAAACAAAAAAGUUAUGGCUAUGUUUGAAAAAGCGGAAGAUGAAUACAAUGACUUAAUUACCAAGAAAAGCAUAAUUGAGAAUGAUAAGUCAAAGAUCAAGAAGGUGAUUGAAGAGUUGGAUGAAAAAAAGAAAGAAACUUUGAAACUGACCUGGACCAAAGUGAAUAAGGAUUUUGGCUCUAUCUUUAGUACUUUGUUACCAGGCACAAUGGCUAAGCUUGAACCACCUGAAGGAUCAAGUUUCUUAGAUGGUCUUGAGGUUCGUGUGGCAUUUGGAAGUGUUUGGAAGCAGUCUUUGUCUGAACUUAGUGGGGGACAAAGAUCUCUUCUUGCACUUUCUCUUAUUCUGGCAUUGCUUCUCUUUAAGCCUGCUCCACUCUAUAUACUAGACGAGGUUGAUGCCGCUCUUGAUCUGAGUCAUACACAAAAUAUUGGAAGAAUGAUUAAAGCACAUUUCCCACAUUCCCAGUUUAUUGUUGUUUCUCUUAAAGAGGGAAUGUUCAACAACGCCAAUGUGUUAUUUCGAACCAAGUUUGUCGAUGGAGUUUCCACUGUUACAAGAACGGUUGCUGCGAGACAGAAAUAGCUCGGUGAUGUUAAUCAAUGUUUCUGUGGAGCAGUUGCUAUUAAGGGUCUACGAUAAGGCGGUUCAAUAUUUUGAUUGCUAUACAAUCUAGCAUAAUUCUGCAGUGUCGGGAGACCAAAUGAGCAAAUCACUCUGUGCUCCGUUCGAUGUAUUUAAACACAUGAGUUUCGCUUGAGCUCAAAAUGUGAUACCUAGCAGCCGAUUGGGCUCAAGUCGUUGACCAUCUCGCGUUUGCUUCCUGUUCGUCGGUGUAUCUUAAUGCUAAUGCACACCCUUCUGUUUACUGUAGAGGAUGGUACCAAAAUUUUUGUUGAAAUUAUAAUGUAAAAGGGAUGCUUAUGGUAGUGAUGGCUUGGACAGCCUUUUCUCUCUGGAUUCUGCAAUUUUAGUGUGUUUUGUAUGUAUGUAUUGCUUUGUUGUCUAAUAUAUUUCACUAGUGUUACUACA